CCGAGUCGGGACCCAAACAGUUAAACACCUCCCCCAACACCCGGCGGAGCACUCCCGCUCUGUCAAUAUGGCGGAGUAAAGUCUCGCGGGCUGGGGGCGGGGCCACAACAUUCGCGGGAGAUCCUAGCUACUCAGGUCACGUGCUUGGGGGCGGAGACAUGGGGGUGUGGCCACAACAUGUUGGUCCUACCUCCUCGCGGGCCACGCCCCCACCCCUCUUGGGGCUCAGGCGCUCGGCAGAGGGGUGGAGCCUUCCUCAUGACCUUUCACCCCAGCAUGGCUGCGCCCGUGGGACCGGUGAAGUUCUGGCGACCCGGUGCAGAGGGGCCGGGUGUCAGCAUCUCUGAAGAAAGACAAAGUCUAGCUGAAAACUCCGUGACAACUGUUGUUUACAAUCCAUAUGCUGCCCUUUCUAUAGAGCAGCAGAGGCAGAAGCUACCGGUGUUCAGGCUUAGGAAUCAUAUAUUGUACUUGAUCGAAAACUACCAGACAGUGGUAAUUGUUGGAGAAACAGGAUGUGGGAAAAGCACGCAGAUUCCACAAUACCUUGCAGAAGCCGGCUGGACAGCUGAAGGAAGAGUCAUAGGAGUGACCCAGCCUCGAAGAGUGGCUGCUGUUACAGUUGCAGGGAGAGUAGCUGAGGAAAGAGGUGCUGUGCUGGGCCAUGAAGUGGGCUACUGCAUUCGCUUUGAUGAUUGCACAGAUUCGCUGGCAACACGAAUUAAGUUUCUGACGGAUGGAAUGCUGGUCAGGGAAAUGAUGGUUGAUCCAUUGUUAACAAAAUAUAGUGCCAUUAUGCUGGAUGAAGCCCAUGAGAGGACCUUGUACACUGACAUUGCCAUUGGCUUAUUGAAAAAGAUUCAGAGAAAGCGAGGAGAUCUUCGACUGAUUGUAGCUUCAGCCACUUUGGAUGCAGAGAAAUUUCGGGAUUUCUUCAAUCAAAAUGAAACUGGUGAUUCUACUAGAGAUACAUGUGUGAUCCUUACAGUGGAAGGACGAACAUUUCCAGUGGAUAUCUUUUACCUGCAGAGCCCUGUUCCUGAUUACAUCAAAUCAACUGUAGAGACUGUGAUGAAAAUUCACCAGACAGAGGGAGAUGGAGACAUAUUGGCAUUUCUUACUGGCCAAGAAGAGGUAGAAACAGUAGUGUCUAUGCUGAUUGAGCAGGCUCGAGCACUAGGCCGGACUGGGAUGAAGAGGCACCUCCGAGUUCUCCCCAUGUACGCAGGACUGCCUUCCUUUGAGCAAAUGAAAGUGUUUGAGAGGGUGUCGCGCAGUGUCAGAAAGGUAAUCGUGGCUACCAAUGUGGCAGAAACCUCCAUUACCAUCAGCGGGAUUGUGUAUGUGAUUGACUGUGGCUUUGUAAAACUCCGAGCCUAUAAUCCCAGGACAGCUAUUGAGUGCUUGGUGGUGGUCCCAGUGUCCCAGGCUUCAGCCAACCAGCGAGCAGGACGAGGUGGCCGCAACCGCUCAGGAAAAUGUUACCGCCUCUAUACAGAGGAAGCCUUCGACAAAUUGCCUCAAUCCACUGUUCCUGAAAUGCAGCGUAGCAAUUUGGCACCAGUCAUCCUGCAGCUAAAAGCACUAGGAAUUGACAACGUUCUCAGGUUCCACUUCAUGUCGCCCCCUCCAGCACAAUCGAUGGUUCAAGCAUUGGAAUUACUCUAUGCCCUGGGAGGUCUGGACAAAGACUGCCGUCUAACUGAACCACUUGGCAUGAGAAUAGCAGAGUUUCCUUUGAAUCCCAUGUUUGCAAAAAUGCUGCUUGAAUCAGGAAAUUUUGGUUGUUCUCAGGAAAUUCUAAGCAUUGCUGCCAUGAUGCAGAUCCAGAAUGUUUUUGUGAUCCCUUCAAACCAGAAGUUUCAGGCAGCUCGAAUGCACCGGAAGUUUGCUGUGGAGGAAGGUGACCAUCUCACUAUGCUCAAUGUGUAUGAAGCUUUCAUCAAACAUAAUAAGAACUCUCAGUGGUGUCAGGAGCAUUUCCUGAAUUACAAAGGUCUUGUCAGAGCCGCAACUGUGAGAGAGCAACUGAAAAAGCUUCUUGUCAAGUUUCAGGUUCCCAAGAUAUCUAGUGAAGGCGAUCCAGACCCGGUUCUGAGGUGCAUUGUUGCAGGAUUUUUUGCCAAUGCAGCGAGGUUUCAUUCUACUGGAGCUUACAGGACUAUCCGCGAUGAUCAUGAAUUACAUAUCCACCCAGCUUCAGUCCUCUAUGCAGAGAAGCCACCACGCUGGGUUAUCUACAAUGAAGUCAUACAAACCUCCAAGUAUUAUAUGAGAGAUGUGACUGCCAUUGAAUCUUCGUGGCUAUUGGAGCUAGCUCCACACUUUUAUCAACAAGGAACGCACCUGUCCCUUAAAGCCAAGAGGGCCAAGGUCCAAGACCAAUGAGAAGAGCCAGGCUUCAGCUCAGUGACUGCAGGGCGCCUCCCCUCCAUGCUGUCUCCCUGGCCCCAGACGGGGUGAACAGGCAUCCACUCCUUUGGAACUGUCAUUGCUCUGAGUGGGCUGAGCCCAUUCCUUCACCCCUUCUUUCCCUUUCCCAUCAGCCUUUGCAUCCCUCACUGGGAUCCUGGAGGAGUCUCUGCAUGGCAGGCACCCCACUGAGCUGCACCCGGGCAGAGAGGGACUUGCCAGGGCCAUGCUCUUUGCUCACAAGCAUGCCCACUAGCCCAGCAUGCCACCACUGACAGGCAUAAGCCUGCCCUGCUUGAUGGGCAAAAAGGAGGCAAGUGAGCCACUGAGGGCUGAAGAGCCGAGUGCGUGGACAGGGAUGGUUAGGCUGGCUUUGCUUUCCCUGCCGGGGCCAGGGCGGAGUUGGCCAGUUAGGCGUGAAUCAGCGUCAAUCUACGAAGCAACGAGACUCUGGGAACACCAAGACUUCUGCUAAAACCACCGAGGGCAUGUCUAUCGAGCAUAAACCAAGCAGCUUGUUUGUUUCUCCAACCGCAUCACUGUUUAUCUGCCACCAGGAUGCCUGUGAGAUGCACCGUGCACACUGCUCGUUAGCAGAGGGCUUUCUAUUCCACAAGUGGGCUUAGCUUUCUCUCCACGUUCAGAACCGUGUACAAAGCCACCAGCUGUGCACGAGUGGAUGUUCAUCAGCUCAGCCCCCACCAAGGAUCCUCUGUAGCAGGAAUUCCCAGCAGUUUAGAGGCUCUAAGCUUCUGUAGCUCAGGAACAUAACAUGCACAUUCAUUUGUUUGUGUGUUUGUCUGUCUGUUUGCUUGGGUUCUUCUAAGAGUACUUGGGGCGGCUCUUCCAGCAGGUACUGGUUCCACUGUUACCCCAGGCUUCUUUGCUGUGAUGAUGUUUGCAUUUCAACACAUGGCUGACAGAUAGAUUCCCUCCCCUACUCCCUUACUGUUUCAGUGACAUUUAUUUUAAAAACACGUAGCUUGAGGAUUUAUUUUUAUACCGACUAGUUUGGAUGUGCCACUUUUGGCACCAAACAUGUAUAUCAUUUUUAUUUCCAUUUUAUAAACACAUAAAUGAUAGUGAUAACUUGUUAAUAAUAGUAAACCUUUAUACCCAAAGUAAAUGCAUUCCCUCCCA
Molecule: messenger RNA, 3552 nt
Organism: Erinaceus europaeus (western European hedgehog)
Lineage: Eukaryota; Metazoa; Chordata; Mammalia; Eulipotyphla; Erinaceidae
Gene: DHX35
Product: DEAH-box helicase 35
Exons: 22
Coding region: 178-2388 (736 amino acids)
Cellular component (GO): catalytic step 2 spliceosome; intracellular anatomical structure
Molecular function (GO): RNA binding
Source: RefSeq, a predicted model, not a curated record